Diceros bicornis minor is the source of this 483-nucleotide messenger RNA. It is a transcript of the gene GLOD5, whose product is annotated as glyoxalase domain containing 5. The record is from RefSeq and is a predicted model, not a curated record. NCBI's taxonomy places the organism in Eukaryota, Metazoa, Chordata, Mammalia, Perissodactyla, Rhinocerotidae. The coding region runs from base 1 to 483 and encodes 160 amino acids. The transcript has 4 exons.
AUGCUGUGCCGUCUGACCUCCAGGCUGCCAGCCAGGAUGUGGGGCAGGACUUCAGAGAAGCAGUCAUGGAGGGACAGCAGUCAAAUGCCUUCCUCAUGUCUUAUCCAUAGACUUGACCACAUCGUGAUGACAGUAAAGAGCAUCAAAGAUACAACUAUGUUUUAUUCCAAGAUCCUGGGCAUGGAGGUCGUGACUUUCAAGGGAGACCGAAAAGCACUGUGUUUUGGAGACCAGAAGUUUAACCUCCACGAGGUGGGAAAGGAAUUUGAACCCAAAGCCGCUCACCCAGUUCCUGGCUCCCUGGACAUAUGUCUGAUCACAGAGGCGCCCUUGGAGGAAGUGGUCCGGCACCUCCAGGCUUGUGAUGUCCCCAUUGAGGAGGGUCCAGUCCCCAGAACGGGGGCUAAAGGGCCUAUUAUGUCCAUCUACUUCCGAGACCCUGAUAGAAACCUGAUUGAAGUGUCCAACUAUAUCUCCUCGUGA